UGGAGAUGUUUUAGGGGGAAAGAUGUUAUCUUUUAGGAGGAGAUCAUGGGGCUCAGAGGCAAAACACUGGUUAUUCUACUUCUUCAUCCCUUCCCAGAUUGGGCAAAAAUAUGGACCCGUGUUUACAGUGCAUCUGGGACAUAGGACCGUUGUGGUCCUAACUGGGUAUGAGGCUGUGAAGGAGGCACUGGUCGAUCAAGCAGAGGAGUUCUCUGGUCGGGGGAAGCAGGCCACCUUCGACCGGCUCUUUAAGGGAUUCGGUGUGGCCUUUAGCAACGGAGAGAGGGCCCGGCAGCUCCGGCGAUUCUCCAUCACCACCCUCAGGGACUUUGGCAUGGGCAAGAGGGGCAUUGAGGAGCGCAUCCAAGAAGAGGCCGGCUUCCUCAUUGAGGCUUUCCAAGGCACAAAAGGGGAAGCCAUAGAUCCCACCUUCUUCCUGAGCCGCACGGUCUCCAACGUCAUCAGCUCCAUCGUCUUUGGUGAUCGCUUUGAAUAUGAGGACAAACAGUUCCUGUCCCUUUUUAUGAUGUUGGGCCAGUUCACACCACCAUGGGCGGGGAUACUCCAUGUCUUAUCUUGUGCACUCCUCCAGCUAUAUGAGAUGUUCUCUCCAGUGAUGAAGCAUCUGCCAGGACCUCAGCAGCAAGCAUUCAAGGACUUGAAAGGACUGGAGGUCUUCAUCACCGAGAAGGUCCGGCAGAACCAGGCCACGCUGGACCCUAACUCCCCCCGGAACUUCAUUGACUCCUUCCUGAUCAAGAUGCAGGAGGAAAAGAAAAAUCCCAACACUGAAUUCUUCAUGAGGAACCUGACCAUGACCACCCUAAACCUGUUUUUUGCUGGCACGGAGACCUUCCCCUUCCCUUAGGCCCUUCUUUGGAAGCAUCCAGAGGUGGAAGCUAAAAUCCAUGAGGAAAUUGAUCGGGUGAUUGGGAGGAACCGAUCGCCCAAAUUCGAGGACAAAGCCAAGAUGCCCUACACAGAGGCCGUCAUCCAUGAGAUCCAAAGAUUUGGAGAUAUGAUCCCCAUGGGGGUGGCCCGGAGAGUCAUAAAGGACACCAAAUUCCGGGGCUACCUUCUUCCCCAGGGUACAGAAGUUUUUCCCAUGCUGGGCUCAGUAUUAAAGGAUCGCAAUUUCUUUGCCUGCCCUGAAGCCUUCAACCCUCAACACUUUCUGGAUGAAAAGGGCCAGUUCAAGAAGAGUGAUGCCUUUGUCCCCUUCUCCAUUGGCAAACGCUACUGUUUUGGUGAAAGCUUGGCCAGAAUGGAGCUCUUCCUCUUCCUCACCACAAUCCUACAGAACUUUUGCUUCCAGUCUCCAGUCCCCAAAGAAGCCAUCGACAUCUCCCCCAAGGCGGUGGGCUUUGCCACCAUGCCCCGCAGCUACACCAUCUCCUUCCUGCCUCGGGAAUGAGGCUGAGCCCAAGCAGCCACAGCAGAAGCAGAAGGAGCCCAAGGGGCUCCUGGAUGGGGGGGACAGAGGAUGUAUUAAUAAAGUCUGAGCCUCCCAAACACUCUCUCUGCUACUCUG
Molecule: messenger RNA, 1531 nt
Organism: Sarcophilus harrisii (Tasmanian devil)
Lineage: Eukaryota; Metazoa; Chordata; Mammalia; Dasyuromorphia; Dasyuridae
Product: cytochrome P450 2A13-like
Biological process (GO): coumarin metabolic process; xenobiotic metabolic process
Cellular component (GO): intracellular membrane-bounded organelle; cytoplasm
Molecular function (GO): iron ion binding; heme binding; oxidoreductase activity, acting on paired donors, with incorporation or reduction of molecular oxygen, reduced flavin or flavoprotein as one donor, and incorporation of one atom of oxygen
Source: RefSeq, a predicted model, not a curated record